This is a messenger RNA of Tachysurus vachellii, 4883 nucleotides long. RefSeq names its product RNA binding motif protein 15 (gene rbm15). The transcript has a single exon. NCBI's taxonomy places the organism in Eukaryota, Metazoa, Chordata, Actinopteri, Siluriformes, Bagridae. The record is from RefSeq and is a predicted model, not a curated record. Gene Ontology annotation, cellular component: nucleus. Gene Ontology annotation, biological process: regulation of alternative mRNA splicing, via spliceosome. Gene Ontology annotation, molecular function: mRNA binding. The coding region runs from base 154 to 2730 and encodes 858 amino acids.
AAGCUGUAGUCUAUACAAGAUGGCGUAUGUGGUUGUUUUGCAGCUACGAUAUUGAGCGAAUUGCGGUAUUUUCUCGUCUAAAUUAAUGAAUUGUUGUAGUGUAAUCGCGUUGUAGUUGUUUGCUAUAAGCCGUAGAAUCGCAGGAUAUCUAUCAUGAAAGGAAAAGAAAGGUCGCCAGUGAAAAAACGCUCAAGGGCCGUGGACGAUGUUCGAGACAGAGGAGGAAGCCACCCGAGCAGCAAGAAAAUGGGGGUUGUGGCGAUUUCUGGCGGAAGCAACAAUGGAAACAGCUCUUCCAAAAGCGAAGGCGGUUCGGCGAGACGGAGUUUACUAGGAGACAAAAGAGAUAGUCGGGACUUUGACGGACACGCUUCAAGCCGCACAGCAAACAGUCAUAGCUACACCAGUCCCGUCGUUAGCGCUAGCAGCAAGAAUCACAACUCGAGUCUGUCGCUCGAAGCGGCCGCGAGAAGCAACUCCCGCUCCGAGCAGCGCAGUCAGCUCGCCGUCACCGAGAGUGAGUACAAAACACUGAAGAUAAGCGAACUGGGGUCGCAGCUGAGUGAUGAGGAGAUCGAGGACGGUUUAUUUCACGAGUUCAAGAAAUUCGGAGACGUCAGUGUGAAAAUUAGCCGCGUUAACGACGAAAGAAUUGCUUUUGUGAACUUUAGGAGGCCCGACGAUGCCAGAGCGGCGAAACACGCCCGCGGUCGCCUGGUGCUCUAUGACCGGCCUCUGAAAAUCGAAGCUGUGUACAUGAACAGGAGGAGAAGUCGAUCCCCCGUGGAAAAAGACCAUUUUUCUGCGGUGGCUGGCCACAGACAUUUGCACGCUCAGAGGCCUCUGUCCCCUACUGGACUAGGUUAUAGGGACUAUAGACUUCAGCAGUUAGCACUUGGUCGACUUCCUCCACCCCCACCGCCUCCCUUACCCAGAGAGCUGGAGAGAGAAAGAGAGUUUGCCUUUUAUGAAGCCAGAGCAAGGCCAACUUACAUUGCUGAACGAGCUGCUGCUUUUCGUGAAGAGGAUUUUAUUUCUCCCGAGGACGACCAAAGAGCAAACCGAACUUUGUUUUUGGGUAAUUUAGACAUCACAGUAACAGAAAAUGAUCUGAGGAGGGCAUUUGACCGCUUUGGGGCCAUCACUGAAGUGGACAUCAAGAGACCCACUCGGGGGCAAAACAGCACAUAUGGCUUUCUUAAGUUUGAGAACUUGGACAUGGCCCACAGAGCAAAGAUCAGCAUGUCAGGAAAAGUGGUCGGUCGGAACGCUAUUAAAAUUGGUUAUGGAAAAGCGACCCCAACAACACGCCUCUGGGUGGGGGGCCUUGGACCUUGGGUUCCCUUGGCUGCAUUAGCAAGGGAGUUUGAUCGAUUUGGCACUAUUAGGACUAUAGAUUAUAGGAAAGGGGACACAUGGGCCUACAUUCAGUAUGAGAGCUUGGAUGCUGCUCAGGCAGCUUGCACACAUAUGCGUGGCUUUCCUCUUGGAGGCCCAGACCGACGGCUCAGAGUGGAUUUUGCAGACACCGAACAUCGCUACCAACAGCAGUUCCUGCAGCCGCUCCCACUGCCCCACUACGAGGUUGUGGCUGAAUCCUUUGUUCACCGUGCAACCCCUGAAGCUAUCAGGGUUAGAGAACGAACUCCCCCACCACUCCAUUUUAGAGAACGGGAACUCUACACUGGUGCAGAGUGGCCAGCUCCUGCCAUCCGUGAACGAGUAAGAACUCCUGCGUUUGAAUCUCUAGAGCACUUGGAACGAGAUCGGCGGCCCAGAGAACCAUGGUCCCUGGAGCGGGAGUUGCCAAGCAGAGAUGCUGCAAGAAAACGACGCCUUCUAGAAGAUGGACGCCACCUAGACUGUUCACCUGACAGCAGCAGUGAAUGGGCAGUCCGGCGCCGGAGAGCCCCAUCAACUGAGGGCAGCCCGGGAGGUAGCAGUCGUGAAGGCCGAUUCAGCGACUCUGAGCGGCCAACGAGAGCAGAGCGGCUGUCACCACCACGAGAACGCCGCAGCAGCCUAGACAGAGCUCCUGGAGAGAAGCGUCUCAAGAGCAGCAGCAGCCUGUCCGAGUCCAGCAUUGGCGCUAGCCCAUCAGAGAGAAAACGCAAAGCAAGUGAAGCAAACAAAGGACCUUCAAAAAGAGAACGAGCUGACGGGGGCUCAAAGGGCAGCCAGUCAUCCAAGCAGGACACUGGCGGGAAGCUGAGCAUGGCCUGGAAUGGAAUGCUGCUCCUAAAGAAUAGCAAUUUCCCAGCCAGCAUGCACAUCCUAGAUGGAGACUUGACUGUGGCCAACACCCUCUUGGUUGACGGCAAUACAGGAGGCAAGGUGACGCAGCUCCGCAUCACACAGCGCCUUCGGCUCGACCAGCCCAAGAUCGACGAGGUGUCACGCCGCAUCAAAGCAGCAGGUCCAGGCGGGUAUGCCAUUCUCCUUGCAGUUCCUGCCAGCUCUGAUGAUGCAUCUUCAUCCUCUUCGUCGACAGACCCUGCGGCUUCAACCCAGCGUCCUCUACGCAACCUGGUCUCGUAUCUGAAGCAAAAGCAGGCAGCUGGGGUAAUCAGUUUACCUGUGGGGGGCACUCGCGAUAAGGACAACGCAGGGGUGCUGCAUGCAUUCCCACCCUGCGAUUUCUCUCAGCAGUUCUUAGAUUCCUCUGCAAAAGCUCUUGCCAAAACAGAAGAGGACUAUCUUGUCAUGAUCAUUGUCCGAGGAGCAUCCUAACAAUCGGAACACAAACAAAAAAAAAGCAUUGUUAUAAAAAAAAAAAGAAAUGUCUCAUUUGCAUGCUAUGUUAAGCCUGGUGCAACCAUAGUUUAAACAGUUAGUAAAAGGGUGUGUCAUCUGUUCUGCCCAAUGCAAUGCAUGAAAAACAUGUCUCAUAGCAAAAUUGGUUUUCAUAUUUCAAUAUUUGCUCACCAUUGCAAGUUGAGUUUCCAAACCAAAUCAUUGUGAUACUGUGCACCUGUUGGGAAGAGUGAAAGAUAAAAGGCAGAAAGAUAAAACUGAAUAUUUACCCUAUACACUGUACUGCUUGAGAAUCUUAUACAUGUUUGUUUAGCCAUUAGAUUGUAAGCAGUUCCCUAUAUGGAUAUUAACAAAAAAUGUUGGUUCAUGUAGGUAUAUUAUAUAUAUUUUUUAUUUAAAAAAAAGAGGUUAUUGAGUCAUUGUGGUUUAACGCUUGGAACAAUCAGUUAAUGAUGAAGAGAAAGUGUAACAUAGGCCUAGGUGUGUAGUUCUAUAGUUACCUAAAGCAGUCCAGGUAUUUCUCACUUAAAACUGCAUGUUGACUGUUGUCCUGUUUUGAAACCUUUACGGGGUAGUUUACAGUUCAAAAGUUUGCAGAUUGUAAACUAUUGCAUACACAACUGUACUUCAAUACUAAAGUGUUUUUCAGUGUGUAACUGGGCAAGCAUUCAUUAAGGCUACAGAUUGUUUUCUUCAUGAUUUUAUUUCACCCAAGCCGCCAUCUUACAAGAAUCAGUGAUUGAUUUUGGUCUUCUUUUAAGUCUAACAUGUUUCAGAGCCACCAUUUGCACAGACCACUGCACAUAGCUCAUGUCAUUUAGAUAUCCUCUUAUUUGUCAUUUUGUAUUUGACAAGAUCUGAAAAUCUAUUUCUCCUGAGACAUUUUUCCAUUUUUACUUUUUACUCCUACUUCAUUUCUGUUCAGGAUUGGUAAUGUAGUUGACCACUAAUUCCUAUUGAUUUCUAUGCUUUUUAUUGUUUUUUAAUUUUCUUUUAAGUAAUCUUGCCCAUCAGAUACAAUACAAAAAAAAACAAAUCAAAGACCACUUGAUAAAAUAGCAGUAUGUAAUGCAUGUGGCUUUUUCAUUUGUGUCAGCAUUGGCCUCAGUUUUGUUCUAUAUGCCACAUUAAAGGAAUUGUUAAAUGGAUGUCCAGAUACCAAAAUGUGAGUGCAAAAGUGUUCCUUUAAAUUUGAUAAAGAUAUAAAUGUCUAUGGUGAUGCAAUUCUACUUUGCUCAAUAUUCCCCCUGUAUUAACACACUUUAGUUGUCAGCUUAGGGCAUACUUGAAGCAGGGCUGUACAAUUAGAGUUUAGUAUUUUUCAGUACAUUAAUAAUGACUAUGGCUCAGUGCAAAAACACAAAGCACUGUAAUUGGGAAAUACACACGAUUGUGCAGUAAUUAUACCACUAAAGCAUGCAUUAAUUAUUGAGUCGGAUUUUCAGUGCGCCACGCUUAGUUAUGCAGCCCUAAAUUUAAGUAUGUUUUAAAUUGAAUAAUCUAUAUUUGGAUAGUCUGUUAGAGAGACAACAGAUUUAUUAUUAUUAUUUUUUUUAUCCUUUCUUUCAAUGUAAAGGAUUUUUGGAGUGUCUUGAGUCUGAUUAUUAACAAAUGUGUUAAUUCCAUCUGUAUUAUGCCAUCUACCAUUUUUAAAUCACACUAAAUUGCAUUUUUAAAACAGAUUGGUUUGUGAAUUAAGAUAAUUUCAAAGCUGUUCUAUAUUUAUGAAUGAGUUAGAGAUACUGUACUUUCAGUAGCCAUCUCUCAGGAUGAAAAAGGACUGUUGCAACAGAGGACUUCUCAUGGCUGGAAUCAAAAUGAUUGAGUUGAUACAGGAGCCCUUUGGAUGCAGAGGGGCAAGAGCUUUCCGUUUAGUGAUUGUGUAUUCUCGCUGAGAGAGCAGCUUCACACUUGUGUAAAUGUUUUUGUGCUUACACUUCCCAUAUUUAAACGGAAAUAUGACCGUCUUGCUUUGUGGUGUGUUUACCUGGGUUCUUGAAGGAGAGGAAAAAAGAGGAAUCGCUCAUUCACGCCUCGCACAGCUAAGAAAUAGCUGUCCACAUACACACAAAAAAGUGCACUGGCACUUAUUUGAUUUUGUCUUACUAUCAAUAAAUUGUUUCAUUUGA